Messenger RNA from Macrosiphum euphorbiae (potato aphid), 1368 nucleotides. The record is from the annotation of a GenBank genome assembly. Lineage: Eukaryota; Metazoa; Arthropoda; Insecta; Hemiptera; Aphididae.
AUGAUGGAUAACUUAAAGCCACCAAAGGAACUGAAUAUCCAUGAAGCACAUGUAGAAUGGCCGAAAUGGAAAAAGAAUUUUAAUAUAUACAAAGUGGCUGCUGGUAUAUCAAAAAAGAAAAAGGACGAACAACUAGCCAUCUUCUUACAUAUAAUAGGGGAGGACGCUAGAGAGGUGUUUGAUACAUUCGAGACAGAAGGAGAGGUAACAGAACUUGACAAAGCAAUUGAACUCUUUGAUUUGUUUUAUAAGCAAAAAAUUAAUGAAUGUGUCGAAGCAUACAAAUUUAACAUUCGUGAACAGAAAGUAGGUGAAACUUUCGGAGAAUAUCUUUCUGCGCUAAGAAAAUUAAGCGAGAACUGUAAUUUUGGAACAAUGAAGGACCGUCUUAUUAGAGAUCGAGUAGUGGCUGGCAUUGUUGAUAAAAAAUUACAAGAAAAAUUUCUGUCAGAGACUGAUUUGACAUUAGAAAGAGUAAUUGAUUUAACUAAAAAAUAUCAAGCAGCUCAAGAUCAAAAACAACUUAUGAAUAGCACGGUUGUAGAAGAAAAAUUAAUAAUGAAAUUAAGCAAGCAACAAAAUAAACAAUUUAAACAAGGUCAAUCAAAUGUAAAAAAGGUGACAGUUAAACAAAUAGAAAACUGUUCAAGAUGUGGUAAAACACAUGAUGUCAAUAAAUGUCCAGCUUAUCAACAGGAAUGUAUGAAAUGUCAUAAACCUAACCAUUUUGCUAUAAAAUGUAAGUCUACUGUUGGUACAAAUAACAGUAAUAAAAAUGAUUGGAAGAAAUCGAAAAAAACGAGCACUAUUAAAGAAAUAUCAGUUAAAAACAAUAUCGUUUCUGCAGCUGAUAGCUCUGGAGACCUAUGUCUAGGAGCAGUAUUUUGCAAUGUCAGCAAAUGUGAAAAGCGCAAGUCAUCCAAUGCAGCGGUUCAGUGGUAUGAAGAGCUACAGGUUCAAGGGAAAAUGAUCCAGUUCAAACUAGAUACGGGAGCAGAAGCCAAUGUAAUUCCAUUAUCAGUGUUGAACGCGGUGGGAUUAACGCCUAUCACAGUGAACAGAUGCAAAGAAAAACUUGUAAAUUAUUCAGGUACGGAUAUUAAUGCUUUAGGUAAAAUUAAUUUAUUAUGUAAAAUUAAGUCAAAUGAUGAACAAUAUUUAGAGUUUUUUGUUGUAAAUAAUGAAAAUUGUGUACCAAUAUUAGGAUUAAAUUCAUGUGUGGAACUUAAGCUAAUUAAUAGAGUAGACAUCUGUCAAUUAAAUCCUGAUAAAUUUAAUUUAGAAUGUGAGAUUUAUAAAAAGUUUAAAGAUAUUUUUCAUGGGGUAGGUAAUUUCAAACAAAACUAUUUAUACAAAAAUGUAGAUUGA